Nerophis lumbriciformis (worm pipefish) is the source of this 2760-nucleotide messenger RNA. The record is from RefSeq and is a predicted model, not a curated record. NCBI's taxonomy places the organism in Eukaryota, Metazoa, Chordata, Actinopteri, Syngnathiformes, Syngnathidae.
CGUGAACUGAGCGGGACGAAGAAAAACAAAAUGGCGUUUGGUAGGAGAAGACGUUACUGUGGUUUGUUAUAGUGCUUUUUUUUCAUAAACAGCACGUACACGUACACAUAUGUACUUUUUACUACAUUAAACGUCGUUAAUAAUUGUUUAGGUCUGGAUACGUUAGUUUAAGCGCACCUCGUUGCUGCCCGUACUAGCUUAGCUUGCUAGUUAGCUUAGCGUGUUAGCUGCUAACGAAUAGACGCGGUUUUAUCAACGCAUCGCUAAGCAGAGCUCAAGUAUGAUUGUGUGAAAAUGUGAAAUAACGAUAGCAGAGUACGAGGAGGAACUCUGUCCAACAAAAGAGGAGAAGGAGCGACAACAUCUAUUUUUUUGCGCGCUAAUUAGCUUAGCGUGCUAGUUAGCUUAGCUUGUUAGCUGCUAACAAAGAGAGGCGGAAGUGAUGAAAACACAUCGCUAAGCAGAGAUCAAGUGUGAGUGUAAAGUGUUGUGAUUGUGUGAAAAUGUGCGAAAGAACGACAGCAGAGUUCAAAGAGGAACUUUCUGGAACCAAACUACUGGAUGCUGUUGCCAAGAAACAUCAAGUUGGGUCACACAGAACAGACCAGCAGCCCCCCCACAUUAAAGAGGAAGAGGAGGAAGUGUGGAUCUCUCAGGUGGGAGAGUUUCUUCCAGGACAGGAGGAGGCUGAUCUCACCAAGUUUCCACUGACUGUUGUCUCUGUAAAGACCGAAGACCAUGAAGACAAACCACCUGAGUCCUCACAGCUUCAUCACAGUCCAAACGUCUGGGAAGAACAUCUUCUCCCUGAGCGGCAAGGGCGGCGCUUCAGGAUGGAGCAGGAGGGGCCACAGCCCUCCCGCAUCAAAGAGGAAGAUGAGGCGCCACAGUCCCUGCACAUUAAAGAGGAAGACGAGAGCCCACUGACCCCCCACGUUAAGGAAGAAGAGGAGGCCCCGCAGCCCCCUCGCAUUAAAGACGAAGAGGAGGAACACAGCAUCAGUCAGGAGUUCCCAGUGAUUGUUGUCACUCAACUUGUUGUUGAGCAUCUUGAAGGACUGGAGGAGGUUGAUGUCACCAAGAUGCCAGUGACUGGUGUCCCUGUGAAGAGUGAAGAUGAUGAUGAUGAUGAACAUCUUCCUGAGCAGCAGAAGUGGAGCUUCGGGAUGGCGACGGAGGAGCCACAUCCCUCCCACAUUAAGGAGGAAGAUGCGGAGCUACAGAACCUGCACAUUAAAAAGGAAGAGGAGGAACACAGCAUCAGUCAGGAGGGAGAGCAUCUUGAGUUCCCAGUGACUGGUGUCAUUGUGAAGAGUGAAGGUGAUGAGGUCAAAGGUGAGAGUGAGGAGAAGAGAGAGGCGGAGCCUCCAAGCAGCAGCUCAACAGAAGCUGAUGGAGACCACUGUGGAGGAUCACAAGCAGACAAGCUCUUAGCUCCACUAUCAAAAAGUGAGGACACAACGUCACACUCUCCUGACACUGAUGAUGAAGACUCUAAGACAUGUCACACUGGCAACACACGCUUCAAAUGUUCUCACUGCGACAAAACCUUUAGAUUCCGCUGCGCUCUAAUAGCACACGUGCGAAAACACACCGGAGAAAGACCAUUCGUGUGCUCAGUUUGCAGCAGGAGAUACUCUACGAAGUCCACUUUGGAAACGCACAAAUCGGUGCACACCGGAGAAAAACCUUUCAUCUGCUCAGUCUGCUCUAAGGGUUUCCGACUGAGACAGGAGUGGAAAACACACUCGAAGCUACACACAAGAGAGAAAGUGUUUAGUUGCGGUGCGUGUGGUGAAAGAUUCUUUACCAAGCGUAAGAGACACAAGUGUUCUGGUAGAUACAGCCGCAGUAGGGGGGGCAACGUGGCUCGGAUACUACCGCGGCCGUGCCAGCCGACCCAGGGUGGCUGGGUCGUAACAGGCUUUCAACAGCCGAGUCACGGCUGUAGUGUCCUUCUUCCCAGUGCCCCGGCUUUGUACGCCACCGCUGGGCCCCUGAUGCUCUCAGUGUCGGGGGUGAACUCGUCCUCUUGCCGGUGAAACAAAAAGCUCCAGUUUUAAUUUGCUCAACAGCAUCAGCAGAUUCAAGACUUUUUCUGUGACAUUUCUAGCACCAUAUAACACGUGUGACAUCAUUGUUGUGUGUCUAACACAAUCUUGGUACUAUACUUCUAACAUUUAUAGCAAGUGGUGGGCCGUUUAAAGAUAAAAGUAUUGUUUUAUUGACUUUCCCUAAAUAUGGAAAAAUAUUCAUAUUCUCUUCAUGUCAUAUUAUGCUCCUUCCUGUGCUGUUGUUUUUAGGUUAGAUUUGUUAUCCAAUCAGAAUUCAGCUAGCUUAUGUUGCCGUGCUCUAUGAAAUCUGCCCGAGGCCUUCAGAAUCAACAAUGUCUGUGCACUAGAGAUGCGCGGAUAGGCAAAUAUUUCAUCCGCAACCGCAUCAGAAAGUCGUCAACCAUCCGCAAUCCACCCGAUCUAACAUUUGAUCAGAACUGCAUCCGCCCGCCAUCCGCCCGCACCCGCCUGUUGUUAUAUAUCUAAUAUAGACGAUGCAAGGCAUUAGUGAGGUUAUAAAGCUUUUGCCUGUUAAAGAAAGGAGACUGAUCCAACGCAGCACAGACAUUUGCGUGCCACGCUGUCACGACCCAGACGCACACCAGUGCGCAAUCAUAUGGGAGCCGCGCUGAGCGCACCUCCAAGCGCGUCUCGCUGCCGGCGACGGCCGGGUAUAUGGGCCCGACGCUCCAGCGCCAUCCAUUUU